AUAUACUGUUAGCCCACCAGAUUUUUGAACACAAGUUAAUGCCCAGCUCAUAUCAGACGCCUCCAAAUCUUUGAUAUAAUCAAUAACAGGUUCAUCCGAUUUCAUUUGUAAUGCUUUUGCAUUUGAAUUUUCUCUUUAAAAUUUUUUCUGCCACUUGGAGCCUCAUUUUAUAGCAAUUUGCCAUUUCUUAAACGUAAUCUUCUGUUUUCAUGGUCUAUUCUCUUGUGGGUCAUUCUUUCUGCAAUUCCGAGUUUGAAUUAUUGGGUUAUCUUUCACUGGGCUAUGUGAAAAGUACCCAGGCAUUUUCCAUUGUUUUGUCAAUUUCUGAGUUUCUUGUACCUGUUUCUUAGUCUUGGAAUUAUAGGGCUUUCUUGGUUGAUUAUUUAUCUUGUUUUUCUGUGCUCAAAUUGUCAUAUUUUUGGCUCUGCUUUUCUCGAAUUCAGUUGAGUUAUACUUGUUGAUGGGAACGUGGGUGUUCUUGUGUAUCAGUAUUUGGUGCUUGUUUAUUCUGUUUUUACUGGAAACUUGCACGGCUAGUAUUCAAAAUAAAGGCAACUUGAAGCCAGGUUUUCAGGGAUCUCAAAUGUUUUGGAUUGACAAUGAUGGGUUCUUUCUAGUAUCCAACAAUUCACAUUUUGCUUUUGGAUUCACCACCACCAAAGAUGUCACCUUGUUUCUACUUGUUGUCAUUCACAAGGACAGUUCUUCUAUAGUGUGGUCUGCUAAUAGAGGCUCCCCAGUUCGAAAUUCAGAUAGUUUCAUGUUUGACAAUAAUGGGAAUGCUUACUUACAAAGGGGCGGAACCACAAUUUGGUCGACAGGUACCUCUAAGAAAGGUGUUUCAGCAAUGGAAUUGCUGGACUCGGGAAAUCUGGUUUUGCGUGGAAGUGAUGGAACUGUAGUUUGGCAGAGUUUUAGCCAUCCCACAGAUACACUACUUCCAAACCAGGAGUUCAGUGAAGGGACGAAACUCGUAAGUAAUCCUGGAUCCAAUAACUUGAGCUAUUCCCUUGAGAUUAAGUCUGGAGAUAUGAUUCUUUCUGCAGGUUUUCAACCCCCACAGCCAUACUGGGCCAUGGGAAGUGACACACGAAGAAUCAUCAAUAAAGAUGGCAAUAACGUCACUUCAGCCACUCUUAAUGCCAAUUCUUGGAGAUUUUAUGAUGGAAAUAAAGCCUUGCUCUGGCAAUUAAUAUUUGACGAUAGUAAUGCAAAUGCAACUUGGGUUGCUGUUUUGGGAGCUGAUGGUUUCAUUACUUUCGUCAUGAUUCAAGGAGGUUCUACAAAUCCCUCCUCAUUAAGAAUACCAGAGGAUCGGUGCAGAAGACCUGCAGCUUGUGAUCCCUAUUAUGUUUGUUAUACUGGCAACAAGUGCCAGUGCCCAUCAGCACUUCCCUCUUGCAAAUUUGGAGCACGUCCUUCAUGCUAUAACUCGAAGGAUUCUGGGGAGCUUGUAAGUGCAGGUGAUGGAUUCAGCUACUUUGCACUUGGCUUUGUCCAACCAUUCUCUAAAACCGACUUAAACAGCUGCAAAGAUUCUUGCCUUAGAAAUUGCUCUUGUGGUGCUAUGUUCUUUCACAGCAACUCAGGGAAUUGUUUUCUGUUUGAUCAGAUAGGAAGCAUGCAAGGAUCACUCAAUGGGGCCGGCUAUGAUUCUUACAUCAAAAUCUUUAGUGAUGGCGGUAAAGGGCAAAACAGUGGAGGCAGUGACAAGCGCUUUCCUAUAGUCAUUAUCGUUUUAAUUUUGAUAUUUGUUAUGCUGAGUUUGCUUUUUGCUGGAUUUUAUUACUGUAAGAAGAAAUGGAAAGAGCCAGAUUUCCAAAAAGAGAGCUCGGAAGAGGACAAUUUUUUGGAGGGUUUAUCUGGGAUGCCUGUCCGUUUUAGUUAUAAAGAUCUUGAGACUGCAACAAGUAACUUCAUUGUGAAACUCGGGCAGGGAGGGUUUGGUUCAGUUUAUCAGGGGUCUCUCCCUGAUGUAACUCGAGUGGCUGUGAAAAAAUUGGAAGGUGUUGGUCAGGGAAAGAAAGAAUUUCAGGCUGAAGUUAGUAUCAUAGGCAGCAUCCAUCAUCUUCAUCUGGUAAGGCUUAAAGGCUUCUGUGCUGAGGGAAGCCACCGACUUCUUGUAUAUGAAUACAUGGCAAAUGGAUCUUUAGAUAAAUGGCUUUUCAGGAAAAACAAAGGCGAGUUGAUGUUGGAUUGGGAUACAAGAUUCAAUAUUGCAGUGGGUACGGCUAAAGGCCUGGCUUACCUCCACGAGGAUUGUGAUGUAAAAAUAGUUCACUGUGAUAUUAAACCUGAAAACGUGCUUCUUGAUGAACACUUUAUGGCUAAAGUUUCAGACUUUGGCCUGGCUAAGCUUAUGACCAGAGAGCAGAGCCAUUUUUUUACCACAUUAAGGGGCACCACGGGGUACCUCGCACCAGAGUGGAUCACAAACUAUGGCAUAUCAGAGAAGAUCGAUGUUUAUAGCUAUGGAAUGUUGUUGCUCGAAUUGAUCAGUGGCAGAAGAAACUAUGAUAAUGCAGAAAGUUCAGAGAAAUCUGAUUUUCCUUCCUUCGCUUUUAAGAUGAUGGAAGAAGGAAAAUUUUAUGAAUUAAUUGACACUAAACUGAAGAUAGACGAAGAGGACGCAAGGUUUGCCACAGUAAUCAAAGUUGCUUUAUGGUGUAUACAGGAUGAUAUGUACCUCAGGCCACCAAUGACGAAAGUAGUGCAAAUGCUCGAGGGGGUCUAUCCUGUCCUCCGACCCCCAACUGCUUCUCAACUUGGUUCCCGGAUUUCCUCGAAUUUCUUGUCGGACUGUAAUAAUGAUGCUUAUCUUUCUGCAGUUCGCCUUUCCGGUCCAAGAUAGCAGUUGCAGAUGAUGAUGAUGAUGAUGAGUCAUUGGCGUGUUUGUGGUUUUCAUAUUUUAGUGUUUUCUCUUGUACAUGUAUUAGGGCUGCUAAGAAGUCUUGUUUCUAUGUAGUAUUGAUUGAUGCCCAAAAAAAUAAAAUAAAAUAAAAAAUUCUAUUGCU
Olea europaea var. sylvestris is the source of this 3014-nucleotide messenger RNA. Its product is annotated as G-type lectin S-receptor-like serine/threonine-protein kinase SD2-5. The record is from RefSeq and is a predicted model, not a curated record. Bases 461 to 2851 code for a protein of 796 amino acids. Gene Ontology annotation, biological process: protein phosphorylation. The transcript has a single exon. Gene Ontology annotation, molecular function: protein serine/threonine kinase activity; ATP binding. Lineage: Eukaryota; Viridiplantae; Streptophyta; Magnoliopsida; Lamiales; Oleaceae.